Symbiodinium natans is the source of this 495-nucleotide messenger RNA. NCBI's taxonomy places the organism in Eukaryota, Dinophyceae, Suessiales, Symbiodiniaceae. The record is from the annotation of a GenBank genome assembly.
AUGGAGAAGAAGGGGGUUGACCUGUCGAGCAAGGCGAUCUCGCUGACCGAGGCGCAGGUGGAAGAGUUCCAGGAAGCCUUCGGGCUCUUCGACAAGGACGGCGACGGGAGGAUCUCCUCGGAGGAGCUCGGGGUUGUCCUGAAGGCCUUGGGCCGCAAGCCGACCUCCGAGGAGUUGAAGGCCAUGGUGGGGGAGGCAGACGAGGACGGCAGCGGCACCAUCGAGUUCCCAGAGUUCCUGAAGCUGAUGGCGAACAAGCUCCACGACUUGGACUCUGCUGAGGAGAUGCACGAGGCUUUCAUGGUGUUCGACCGCGACAAAAGUGGCAAGGUUACCCCAAGCGAGCUGAAGCACGUCAUGAACAGCCUCGGCGAGAAGGUCACAAACGAGGAGAUCGAAGAGAUGAUCAAAGAGGCUGACAUUGAUGGCGAUGGAGAGCUUAGCUUCGAUGACUUCAUGCAGUUCAUUCAGAUGAAGGGCUUGGGUGGCCGCUGA